Lymnaea stagnalis (great pond snail) is the source of this 6972-nucleotide messenger RNA. NCBI's taxonomy places the organism in Eukaryota, Metazoa, Mollusca, Gastropoda, Lymnaeidae. The record is from the annotation of a GenBank genome assembly.
AUUGUAGCUUUCAAUAGGUUCAUCAGUCAUCAUGGAGGGCAAUAUGUUUACGUUUCGAUUCCUCCAUUUCCUUUAGCCUGCUUGUCCGUUAGGAUCAUUUUUCGAGUCAUCGACUGCAGAACUUCGAUCUUGUCAAUGGAAUCAUGUUUUUUUUAAAGCGAUCGAUAUCCAGGCCUUUAGAAAGUUGUUGCAUACGAUUUAAAGGCAGUGGUUUUCAGAUCGAAAACGUGGAAAGAAACACAAUCCCGUCGUUAAGCUUAAUUAACAAAAAUAAAAAGGACUCAAAAGGAGAUGGUAUUGUUUUUGAAGGGCAUCAAAGCCCCCAGCACUGCUCACCGAGCUGGUUUAUGACUGAUACACUCCAGCCGCGUCAGUUAUCCAUCAAUAAAAUAUUGAAAAGUUGUUUUCAUAGAACUGCAGAUUCAAACAAUGGAUCUGAAUCUGAUGCAAAUGCCGGAAACUCAUCAAAAAGUUUUAGAGGAACUGGUGCCAUCGCUGGUACCUGCUUAGGCUUAACAUUAGCAGCCUACUUUUACUCAAAAGAACAUGGAGUGACUCAUCUUCUAGGCAAGCCAGUUUACGCAGACAGUAAAAACAAAAACAAUUUUAUUGCAGAUGUUGUUGAAAAAGCAGGGCCUGCAGUUGUGUUCUUGGAAAUCAAAGGAAGGUAGGAAUUAAUUUAUAUGAACUAAAAUCAGCAGUCAGCAGUAAAUCCAACCUUUAAUCUAUCCCUAAACCUAACCUGGGUGUUGACCCUAACCUGAUUCCAUAAAUCGAACCCUGAACCUAACCUGAACCCUAAAUCUUAAACCUAACCCAAAUCCUAAAACUAGCCCCAAAGCAAUAUUAAAAAAACACGUGGCAUUUACACGUAAUCAGAAAAUGCUCAAUUGUGAAAACAUUCAAAGGAAAAUAAAGGAAAAAAGAAACUAUUUAUAAACUGUAAUCAGGCCAAUGGUAACAUACACAAGGGAAACUUGGAUCCUAACAUAAUGAAAACAUGAACAGCUGAAAAUCUAUUAAACACAUGGGAAAGAAAAGUUCUCCAGAAAAAUAUGGACCAACAAAUGAUGAUAGAUGGAGAAUAUGAACAAACCAAGAAUUUUAUAGUAUAGUAUAUAUCAGGAUCCCACACUAGUAGCAGAAAUUUUAAAAAAAAAGGGUAGUCUAUGCUGGGCAGGACACUUAGAAAGAAUGCCAAAUGACAGAGGAGUGAGGAUGGUUCACCACCAAAACCCGGAGGAAAACGACUCAAAGGCAUAUCUAGGCUUAGAUGGAUGGAUGAUGUGGAAAAAGAUCUUCAGCAGCUGGGAAACCAAGCAUGGAAAAGAGAAGCAUUAGAUACACCUGAGUGGAAGGAAGUGGUGAGACAAGCCAAAGCCCUACAUGGGCUGUAUUGCCACAGGGAUGGAUGGAUGGAAAAAAUGCAGAUCAUUCAUGACUAUUGUAUUUGUACCAAAAUGUUAGAAAGAGUGUUCACAUUAAUAUUUAAUAAUAGGUCUACUUUUGAAUUUGAAUGUAGGUUUGCACCAAUUAAUUAAUUAAUAUUAGGCUUGUUCGGCAAAUUAAUUGGUCUCAAAUACACAAAUUUAAAGAUAUGUUUUUAUGUGGUUGCUUUUUUCAUGAUAGUAACCAAGUAUUUUUUAUUAGAAAUACAUGUACCAGUAAUAAAGCCAGGAGCGAGGCAGUCACAGUUUCCCCUAUGCCAGAGGUCGGCAACAUUUUUUUAAACCUCUCCACUUAACCCCACCCACUCCUUUCUAGGGAUCCAGGGGAAAUCUGCUUUUUUGUUUAGAUUGAAGUUUCUAGGAUGUCUAAAAUUGCUUCAUUAGGUCAUGCCUGUUAUUCAUUCUUUACAUCAAAUGUAUAUAUUUAUUGGCCAAUGCUGUUUUAUUAGAUUUAAGCAAGGGAUGAGAUAUAAGGCUUUUGGUUAAUCUAUUUUUUACCAAAAUUAUUUCAGCUGAUUGUUUUUUAAGUUUAUUUCUUUGUAUGUUAAUCUUGAUAAAAACUAAUUUUGAUCUGACAAAAGCAUAGACAAAUGGGAGGUGGGGCAGAUAAGAUAACUUCAAUGUUUAUUCCGAUGUUAUUUUUUUAAAUAUAGGGAAUCAUCCAUGAAUUUUGAAAAAAAGCUUUCUCUCUUUUCUAAAAGUUUUUUUUUUUUUUUUAAAACAGGAACAUUCUUUUACAAUGAUAUUUAUUACAGGCAUCCUAUAACUGUUCGUCCAUUGACAUUUUCUAAUGGGUCUGGUAUAUAGGGAAUCAUCCAUGAAUUUUGAAAAAAAGCUUUCUCUCUUUUCUAAAAGUUUUUUUUUUUUUUUUAAAACAGGAACAUUCUUUUACAAUGAUAUUUAUUACAGGCAUCCUAUAACUGGUCGUCCAGUGACAUUGUCUAAUGGGUCUGGCUUUAUAGUUCGAAGCAAUGGAAUCAUACUAACCAAUGCACAUGUUGUUGCAAAUAAAUCUACUGUAAGUGUAAAACUGCAAGAUGGUCGGGUAAUGGAAGGUCAAGUAACAGCUGUGGAUCCAAUUUCAGACCUGGCAACUGUGAAAAUUGCAGCGGUAAAAUAUGACAUUUUACUAUUUUUUUUAUUUUUUAAAUUCAUUUAUUUUGGUCAUAUAAUUUUUUGUUAAAAAAUUUUAAGAAAUUAUUUCAAAACCAAUUAAAACUGUCAUCAUGUUCUUAUUUAGUUCUAUUAUACCAAUUGUCAAUCAAAUAAUUUGAAAUUAAAUUAAUCCAGCAUAACUCAUCACAAUUCUACCUCAACUUAUUUCACAUAAAAACUAUGUAACCUUUCACUUUCAGCUCGAAGAAAAACCUGUAAUAAAGUUUUGGGCAAGGUUAUUAACAUCAGCUAAUUGCACCUAUUGUCAUGUGAUACUUAAAUGCAUCCAUGCUGCAAGAUUUAAAACUUAAUAUAGCAAGCCAUUUUGUGCUAAGAUGCCAUAUUAGCAUUAAUAACCAGGUUUUUUUAAAUUUUUAUUUCAGACAAAUUUACCUAUUAUACCUUUGGGUACAUCAUCAACAAUUCGUCCUGGGGAAUGGGUAAUAGCCAUGGGAAGUCCCUUAUCUCUGAGUAACACUGUGACCUGUGGAAUUGUAAGCAGUGUACAACGAGCAAGCAGAGAAUUGGGACUUCGUAAUAAAGAUAUGGAUUAUAUACAAACUGAUGCUGUCAUCAAUGUAAGCCUAAUGUGAAGUACAUUAAAGUUAUAUCCAAUCUGGGUAAUAUAUUCUUGGAAAUUAUAUGUUCAUGAUUUUACUAACUAAUAGAAUAUUAUUCGAAAUAUUGAACAUUAAUAUAUUAUCCUAAUUUUAUAUCUCUUAUUCAUGCAUAUGAUAAUGAUUUUGAGAUAUUUAAUGACAAUUUAUUAAAAAGAAAAUGUAAAAAUAAUGGACAUACUAUACUACGUGCAAUUUAAAAAAUAAUAGGCAUAAACUUAUACUAUAAUGAUGUAAUUUAUUAAAAAAAAGAUUUUCACUUAACACUAAACAUGGCACCUGGAUGCGUAAUGUAUUUUUAAUAAAAGGUACUCACUAAUACUACUAAUACUAACUUUGCCUAUCUAAGCGUAACACACGGUGGAUUGGUCAUGUCAGGUGAAGUUCUGGUUGUGGAGGGGAAUAUUUUUUUCAGGGGAAAAGGUCAUUUCCAAAAAUUGGUGACUGCUGGUUAAGAUGAAAUCAUGGUCUGUGAUGUCCCGGCAGUCUUGUAUUCUGCUAUAGAUUACCAACUAUUUACCAAUUAUUUUGUAUAAGUCAGAUGGCAUCAUUGUUAAAAAUUCAAUUAUAAUAAUGGGUAACUGUUUAUAGUGCAUUAGCAUGUAGUUCAAGCUUCGCCAACUAAAAUUUCAAUAGAAUCAAUGCACACAGAUAUACAGUUUAACCAAUGGUACCCCAAGGCCACAAGCCCUGAAAUAUCUCUCAAAUCUUGAAAAAUCUCAGUCUGUUCAUCAUGAAAUGUCGUUUGAAUGAAAAUUAAGUUUAUAAAUAAAGCUGGUUGAAUUAACAAAUCUAAUGUCUGGGAGAAAAUAUAGUCAUUAGUAUUGUUUUUUUUAAAUUUAGGACUUGUUCGAUAUUUUGGAUUAUUUGUUUAUUCCUGUUUCCUGUUGUGGCUAACAUAAUCGUAUGAUAAAUUUAUUUUUGUUUCAUUUGUUGUCAUUUAUUAAAUAAAUAAAAACGUUUUUUUUCUGAAAAAUAAUUUAUUGUUCAUUUAAAAUUUAACUUUCUUGUUAACAUUCAAAAUCUUGUUGCAGAGGUUGGUGCAUGUGUGAUUGUAUCUCGGACAGUGACUGUGUUGCGAGUAUGUCAGUUAUGCUACAUAAUAUAUAUCUAUAGGUUUUUUUUUGCGCUUUCUUAGUGGGCGAUAAGUAACUGCUACAAGGGAAUCAAGUGUUCUUAUCAAACUUAUGGUAUCAAGGUGUAAUGAGUUACUUUGUCAGUAAAAUAUGUCAAUGUUCUGUACAGUUUGGAAGGCAUGUAAAAAAAAAUUGAUUUCUAGAACAAAUAACUGAUUUGCAAAAAGAAAGAAAAGAAUAGCACCAUUCUGAUUCAGUAAAAGUAAAAUAAACUAAAAGAAGACAGUUGAAGUGCCUGAAAAGUGUGCAAAGAACCAAUAGUCAAUCAGAAUUAAGUGAAUAUUCACGAAAUAUGCAUGACUAAUUUUAGUACAAAUGCAUCAAUUUUUUAAAAAUUUAAAAGGACUAAAUUAAUGUUUUGAAUACCUUUAUUUCCAGUUUGGAAACUCAGGUGGUCCUCUGGUGAACUUGGUAUGUUUUUUUAAAACGUUUGUAUCAAAUCUAGUUUUGUUACUUGUAUUUGAAUGAUCUAUUUAGUCAAGUUUGUGAAAUUUUUUGAAAGUUGGACCAACUUGAAAAUAGAUAAUUAAGAAUCAAGUAGAAAUAGGUCUAGUAUUUAAUUGUUUCAUUUGUAUGGUAGGAUGGCCAAGCUAUUGGAAUCAACACUAUGAAGGUAACCACUGGCAUAUCUUUUGCUAUACCUUCUGAUUAUGCUAUUAAGUUCCUGACUAAAGCUGAAGAACUAAUGAAAAAUGGUAAGAGGCAAAUAAUUUAUGUUUGCUUUACAGCUGUUCCACAUUUUAUUUAACUAUUAGUAUUAGUGAAUAGAAAAAGAAACCAUUAAACUAUCAGUGUCAGUACUUAUUUUAAAUAACAUUUUUCUAACAAAUCCUCAAAUCAUCUCUUUAGUUUAAGAGACACACACGUACAGAAAGUAAUUAACUUUGUCUGGUAGAUGUGUUGCAUUUUGCUCUUCACUAGUCGCUGUUUUGUUUGUUGCCUUGUGAUCCAAUUUUAUUUUAUUAAUCCACAGAAUAGCAUAAACCAACUUAAACUUGCCAGGCCACCCAAUCUAAUAUGAUAAAAAAGAAUGUCAUGUUUUAAAUAGUUAUUUUUAUUUUUACCAUAAAAUUACUUUUGAUUUUGAUUAAUUUGGAAACAGCCAGCAACAAUAUUGAUUAAUAUUAAUUAGUUUUUUUUAAGUUAUAAAAUAAAUAAUUUAACAUAAAUAAUUUCAAUUUUACUUUUGAAUUAUUGCCAGGACGAAGAGAAAAUGGUUUCCUGAAAAGACGUUACAUGGGAAUAACAAUGUUGACACUUACGGAAAACGUUAUGCGUGAUUUAAAAAAUAACAUCAAACUGCCGAAUUUUCCUGAUGUUGAUGGAGGUGUGUUUGUCUACAAAGUCAUUCCAGGAUCACCAGCAAAUAUGUAUGUUUAUUAUUAUAUGUAUUAUCAUUAAAUAAUUAUUUUAUUAACACUACUAACACAUCCAUCUGCAUCAUACUGAAAUAAUUAUUUGUGCAUAAACAGUUAAAAUUCAAAACUGAUCCUCUUAGUCUUAGACAAACCCUAAGGGUCUUAAAGUUAAAUAUUUAGAUUUGGGCUUUUUAAAAAAAAUUUUUUUUUUUUACAAGGUCUUAAUAUAGCAUACCCUUAAGAAAGAAAGGAAUUUCAUUUUUUUUUUAUUGUGUGGGUAUGUGUGUGUUUUAGUUAUCGUAAAACUUAAGUGUAGAUACAAGUUUAGGGCUACUGUUUAUGCAUUGUGAUUGAUUAUUGCUUUACUAAUAGAAAAUAAUAGGUCAUCCAAUGUUAGAAGCAAUGUUUUCUUAAAAUAUCAAAUAAAGGAAUCUGAUGAACUAACCUUGCAAUUUUAUAUUAUAUAUAGAGCUAAGUGAGUUGAAAUGUCCAAAAUAUUCCCUCAAUUUAUUUCUUAAUCAAUCAAUUUAUCCAUUUAAUUUUUAAUUAUUCUAAAAAUUGAAUGUUGGUUUUAAUUUAACAGUGGUGGAAUCCUAGCAGGAGACAUAAUCAUUGAUAUAAAUGGAUCGGCUAUUAAAUCAGCUGCUGAUGUCUAUGAUGCUGUGGAAAAGUCAGAUUUCCUAACGGUGACUUUAAUUCGAGGCAGUGAAAAGAAAAUGAUUCCCAUCAAUACUAAACAAACUAUUUAGGAUGAGGAUGUGCCAGUAUGUUACUACAUCAAGCAGUGAACUUAAAAUUAAGCUCAUAUUUUAGAAUACCUUUUUGGGGUCUAGUAAAAACAAUAAGCAUCGUAAGAAAACUUUCUGAUGUAGAACCCAGCAUUGUGUAAACCGAAUCAAUUUCAUCAGCAUGAAGAAAGGAACAAUAUUUGUUGCUAAUUUUUGAAUAAUAGUUAUACAGUCUCUCAAAUCAACUGACAUUUGAAAUUUUGAUCCACUUGACUACACUGUUAGGUACAAAGCUUAAUGAAGGACAUUAUUGUUGUAUUAUAUUGUUUUUUAACCAUGGAGAAAAUAAAUAAAUCAGAAAUUGUAAUUGUCUUUGCAGUUUUUAUAUAUUGUGUUCAUUUUAAAAAAAGUCGAUAACAUUUUUUUAGUACAAACCUAUCAUCAGAAGACACCUGCGACAUGCCAGAUGAAGCCAUGUAUUUUGGGCACCCUGACAGGGAAGUUUUAUUAAAAUUGAUAAUCCUGGAGAC